This is a messenger RNA of Astyanax mexicanus (Mexican tetra), 2510 nucleotides long. RefSeq names its product aquaporin 10b (gene aqp10b). Gene Ontology annotation, biological process: water transport; glycerol transmembrane transport. Gene Ontology annotation, cellular component: plasma membrane; basolateral plasma membrane. The coding region runs from base 273 to 1163 and encodes 296 amino acids. The transcript is spliced from 6 exons. NCBI's taxonomy places the organism in Eukaryota, Metazoa, Chordata, Actinopteri, Characiformes, Acestrorhamphidae. The record is from RefSeq and is a predicted model, not a curated record. Gene Ontology annotation, molecular function: urea transmembrane transporter activity; glycerol channel activity; water channel activity.
CAGUGAAUGGCUGUGAGGAGCAAUAUCCUCUCACAUACACACUGAUCCAUGCUUUACACACGGUGAAGACAGUGCUGAACGAGCUGAAUGAGGAUCUUCAGAGCUGCUGAGCGGUCAUUAGAAGGCUGUUUGUUCUGUAGUAAGUUAAUAAGUGCUGAUUAAGCUGCUUUCAGUCUGUCUGUGGUCUGUGGUUUGUUGUGGUGAAUGUACCGGUGCUCGUUCACCUCAACUUAGAGUGAAUUUUGAGAAGAAUUGAACCCAGCCUCUUCAGAAUGGACCGACUGCUGAAAAGAUGCCACAUCAAGAACCGACUGGUGAAAGAAUGCCUGGCUGAGUUUCUUGGAGUGUACAUUUUAAUACUGUUUGGCUGUGGCUCAGUUGCUCAGGUGACGACAUCCCAGAACACUAAAGGAGAAUACCUGUCAAUCAAUCUCGGAUUUGCACUGGGAACUACUUUUGGAAUCUAUGUGUCGAAAGGUGUAUCGGGAGCUCAUCUGAACCCGGCUGUGUCUUUAAGUCUGUGUUUCCUGGGCAGGUUCUCUUGGACUCGACUUCCGUUUUAUGUCGUCUCGCAGGUUUUCGGGGCCUUCCUGGCUGCGGCCACUGUAGCUCUGCAGUACUAUGAUGCCAUUUUCCAGUUCAGUGGGGGUGAAUUUACAGUGAGUGGUGCCACAGCCACAGCAGGUAUAUUCUCUACUUAUCCUGCAGACUACCUGAGUUUAUGGGGAGGAAUCGUAGAUCAGGUAAUUGGCACAGCAGCUCUGCUGGUGUGUGUUCUGGCGCUGGGAGAUGUCCGCAACACGCCAGCCCCUGCUGGUCUGGAGCCGGUUCUGGUGGGAGCGGUUGUCUUGGUAAUUGGCAUUUCAAUGGGUUCUAACAGUGGCUACGCCAUCAACCCUGCACGAGACCUCGGACCCAGAGUGUUCAGCUGGAUUGCCGGCUGGGGUGUUGAAGUUUUCAGGGCUGGAGGCGGAUGGUGGUGGGUGCCUCUGGUGGCCACCUGUGUCGGUGGUCUUGUUGGCUCAUUGAUUUACGAGUUGGUGAUUGCUGUGCACCAUCCUUUGCCAGACAUGACAAAGGAAGUGAACAUGGACGGUGUACAAGAAGAAAACUCAGAAAAACCAAAAGAAAUCCCCACAGCCUGGCAUCAGGUUGCAUUGUGAGGAAUCCUGGAGGUGGAAGGUAGGGUUUGGAUUCUUUUUUGAUGUGCAGAUUACCCACUUUGGUCCUGGAAUUCCUUCUAUUUUUCUGCACAUUUUGGAGUUUUCCAUGCUCCCAACGCACCCAUUUGAACUCUUGAACUCAUACAAUCCUUUGUUGGACAGUGGAGAGGAGCAGUGUGUAGGUAGAUGGGAUUAAUUUCAGGAAAGAACAUGGCUAUGUUCAGACAGCCAAUCCAAAUACAGUUUUUGCAAGCUCAAUUACCCAAUCCCUGUUGAUAACUCCCCUUACCACUAGUAAUGCCCCCAAAACUAGGAGCGAAUCAAAGGGCAUCCCAUAAUACGAUAUUAUCAUGAUAUUUCGCUUACGAUAACGAUGACAUCACGAUACAAAAUUUUCAACUAAGAACAUUUUCGCAAGACAAUUUGCUUCACUGCAUCUGUGUUACUAAAGAGGAUACUCCUAAAUAAUUAAAUACCAGGAACUAUAGAUAUUUAUUGGUGUCAGUUUCACAAAAAAAUUGCAUCCAGUUUUCUUCACCACAGGUUUACCCUAUUCGAUCAUUUUGAUUAGCGCCACCACAUGGAGUAAAGAAGCAGAAACUUUAGUGAGUUUUAGGGAUUUUAAAGCUUCUAUGUCUUAAUAGGGAUAUAUUGCACCACCCCUAGUGAAGACAGAACAUGCCUCCCCUGAUACAUUUAAAGGCAGCCACCACCUCUUUUCAACUGCUGCUGACACAAAAUUACAGUGUAACCUCCUGCCACACACCGUAAUUACACUUUGGGUGCACGUUUCCACAGAGAACUCCCUGGUCGUCCUGUUCUUUUAAUUGCAGUCCGGAUGCAAGAGUUUUAUCACUGAAUAGAAGUCUGAAAUAUUUUUCACAGACGUCCCCCUGAGAAACUAAUCCCGUCUGGAUAGGGCUUUAGACUGGAGUUUCUGGCCACUGGAAUCAGGUAUCAACAUGUCUUUUGUCUCACUAACAACGUGAUAAACAACAAUCUCAUCAAAUGAAUGAAAGAAUGAUGAAAGUUUGGAAAACCAAGAAGUGUUAACGACCUUGUUAACACAAUAACCCAUGCAAAUAUGUUUGUGAUGUCUGGUCACACAAAUCUGUUCUGGGGUGGGUUUCCCGAAAGCUUCGUAAUGCUAAGAACUUCGUUAACUCGUACUUAAGAUUGAUCGUUAAUUAAAGAGUGUUUCCCAAACCCGUGCGUAACUAAAGUACUACGUAAACUCUCUCGCAGAUUAACGAGUGCCCUCACCCAGUCGUUAUUUUUAGAGAGCUUCUUUAGGGGAUCUCUACUUGCAGUUCAGCACCUUAAACACCAGGGACCGCCAAUUUUAAG